This is a messenger RNA of Porites lobata, 10913 nucleotides long. Lineage: Eukaryota; Metazoa; Cnidaria; Anthozoa; Scleractinia; Poritidae. The record is from the annotation of a GenBank genome assembly.
AUGGAGACCUGGUUUUGGAUUCUUGGCUGCGUCCUUUCCUUUCUUGCCGUCACUGGAAAUGGAUUUAUAAUCUUCCUCGUCUACAGCAGACGAAAUCUCCGCACCAAAACCAACGCGUUUAUUGUUUCACUUGCAGUAGCCGAUUUCUGUGUUGGUUUGAGUGUUGUUCCUUCUUCGUUCGCAUGCGACGUUACAAACACAUGUGACUGGCCUAAGGUUUUUCCUUCGUGGGACGAUGUCGUAAGGUGGCUGUUUAGCUACUUGUCUGUUUUAAACUUAUGUUCUCUGGUGCUCGACCGUUAUAUCGCCAUCGUAAAGCCUUUUAAAUACAUAACUUUUAUGACUCGAUCUCGUGUUAUUCAAGUGAUAACUUCCUGUUGGAUAGCGUCAUUUACGCUGGUUGCGUUCAAGACCGCACUUCGACUUUGCUGUGAGACCCCUCUGACCAGUAUCGUUGCAGUUGUGGUUUUAAUGAUUUCCAUGGAAAUCGUUCCAUGCGUUCUGCAGAUAUUCUGUUUUGUGUCAAUGUUACUUCAUGUAUGGAAACAUAAUCGGUCAGCACGCACCCUAGCAAAACAGUUGAGUUUUAACCAUGGCAUAUCUUUUAAAACCCAUCACGAGAGGUCUGCAGUAGUAAUGAUGAGUAUUGUGAUAGGAGUGUUUGUUGUGUGCUACGGAAUAUAUUUACGUUGCAGUCUCGUAGUACUAUCCGACACAAAUGCAUCAUGUAAAGAUGAACAAUACAAAACUCCUGUCUUGGUUUUAAACUCGGCCAUUAACCCACUGUCUUAUGCUUUUUUCAAAAGAGACAUAAAGAAAGAGUUUAAACGACUUAUCGGUCAGGUGCCAGUUUUUAAGUACAAUAACCAAGUAGAGCCUUCCACUUAUACGUUAGAACAUUCUUGAAGGACAGAAAUAGCCCCUUUUAUAACGGGAUUGCGUCAGGCAACGCGGCAGUUUUGGGGCUGGAAAAUCACUGGCUGUUGGUCUCAAAUCAUAUUUUUGAGGCACUGGUGUUUAACGAGGGUACGAGAACCCAAGGAAGAUGAGAAUACGAUCCAGUAUAUGUCAGGUGCACUUGAAACAAUUCCGAGGUAUCAAGCCCACGUCAACAGUAGUAGUAGACUAAAUUUCUUAUUGAAACAUUUUUGUUUCAAAUCAAGUGAUCGUAUUUCUUUUUCCUUUCUUUAUUUUCUAAAAUACCUUUUGUAAUCAACUCUGUCAAGUAGUUUCCUAGAUUUUAAACAAGCAUGAAGUAAACAUUUUGGUUUUUGUGUAGGAAAAGAAUUGUAUUAUUUUUUGACUUCCCUGCAAACUGAUAGUUAAUUACCCUCAGUCCAUGCCAGGUGUGAAUGAAUAUUAAAACAUAUAGAGCACGAUCUGUAUGAUCAUUUUAAUGUAUACAUCAUGAUCAUUUGAUAUCUAAUACAACCAACGUGGGAGAUUCCCUAUGGCGCGGCGAAAAGCCAUCUCUUUCUUUUACACAAGUUUUAAAGCAGUUUCUACUGAUAACAGUGGAAGACUUUUUGAAUAAUUUGUGAUAAUCGUCUCAAUUUGCAGUAGCAGUUGUAAUUUGGUCUUUGUCACUAUGAAAUUUAGGUCUUUUGUUGUCUGUUUAAGGUUGCUCGACUUGACUCCUCGAUUCAUGAAUCGCAUCCUGAGUGAUGUGAAAUUAAAACCUUUGUUAUUGAAGCUCAUUGAGAAAAGAUUCUUAAAUUUCAAACCACAAGAAAUUAAGAAGGCCAAGGGAUGGAUUAAACGGCAGCUGGAAAUUAGUUAAAAAUUUUAACUGACAGAUGAGAAAUAACAACAAGUAUUGAAUGACGCUGAAUACAUAGACCUGUAUAAUUCUUCAGAUCGCACAAAGCCGAAUUCAAUAAUUUCUUUUUUAUUCCUUCCAAAAUAUUUAUAUCUAUACUACCUAUGCUUACCUGAAACGAUACCAUAGAGUUUGUCAGUUCCGACGGUAAUGAAUACAGGGGAGAUUUAAAGAAUGUGUAGUCCAUCAGAUAUUGUUUAAAACGUAGUUAUCUCAUCCGUGGUAUUUUAUCAUAAAACCUGAUAGUCUUGGGCAGUAAUAGUACUCCUGGGUAUUUCAUUUUCUUCGCAAAACGUGCCAGAAAUUUUCGGUUAUUUUUUUAUUUGCCUAAUUGUGUAAAUUAUCUAGUAUGCAAACAGUUGUUCUCUUCGAUCAUUGGUCAAGAGGUGGAGAGAAUCAACAUAACAUCGUCAGAAAGUCUGAACUAUAAAAUAACAAGCAGGCUUUAAUUUAUCAAGGAGGAAAGAAAAAUGUAUUUUUUAUCACAGCCAUUAAAAUUUGUUGUAGUCUUAUUCGCCCCACUGAAACGAAAGAAAAGAUGUUUCUGCAGAUCCUUUUAAAAUUUGUGAUAAAAAAACUAACCUAAAACUAAACCCCCCCCUUCCUGCCCCUGGGAGAAAGAACUUCCUUUAACUGUUAACAUGGAGACCUGGUUUUAGAUGCUUGGCUGGUUUCUUUCAUUUCUAACCAUCAUUGGAAAUGGAUUUACAAUCUUCCUCGUUUGCAGCAAACGAAAUCUUGGCACCAAAACCAACGGGUUUAUUGUUUAACUUGCCGUGGCAAAUGUCUGUGUUGGUUUGAGCGUUAUUCCUUCUCUGUUCUUCUGCGAUAUUACAAACACCUGCCACCGGCCACAACAUUGGCUCUCGUGGGUGAAUUUUACAAGAUGAUUGUUUAGUAUCAAGUCUUUUGAAACUUAUAUGGCCUAGUACUGGAUCGUUUUAUUGCCAUCGUCCAUCCUCUAAAAUACAUUACUUUUAUGACUCGCCGUCGAAUUACCCAAGUUAUUUCCUUCUCUUGGUUUCUAACAGUUAGUUAUAAUAUGCUGAAAGUUACCCUUUAAAUGUUUUAUUUCAAAACAAUAGACAUUCCAGUAAACAAAGGCGCCAACUCGAGGCUCGGCAAAAUAGAGCGAUUUGUAUCCACCCGAGCCUUACCUAUUUAUGUUUGCUCAUUGGUGCGUAAUGCAGGAAAGGUCUAUGCCUCCAGGAGGGCAUUUUGGGUGCGCAUGCGUGUAUCCGCUGAACGACAAUGGCGUGGGCGCAUCAAAUCUGAUGGCGGGGAAAUCGAAAACUCGCAUAAAGUUACAGGCCUUUUAAAAGCCAUUUCGUUGGUGAUUUGAAUACCGUUCUUUCCUACAAAAAAUGUUCUCCAUGACAAAAAUCGGACGUUUUCUAUGCGGGUUUUCAGCUGUAGAUUUUUCAGCAAUAGGUUUUCUUGACCUUUUAAAGACUUAAAAAGACUCAACGCCUAAAAUCACUGUUCCUGUAUCAGAUCUGAGUUUCACUGGCAAAGCAAUGCAUUUCAAUGGUUUGAUUUACAAACUCAUGGUUUUACCUUUCAACGAAGAAAUGGAUUUUAGCAAUGUUGAGCUGCUUUAAGAAAAGAGAACAAAAUUUUUACUACGCGAGGUCUAUUUAUUUGCGCGAUGUCUCAUGUUAAACUGAUCACGGAGACACCCGUUUAUGUGUGACACAAAAACAUAAAACAUGAAAUGUAUGGGUAUUUUUUUACUGUUUUUCGAAAGUUUUCGGGGAAAAGUAAUAAAAAAUAUUCUACAGGAGAUAAAGAAUGGAUUAAGUCUGAGACAGCAUCACUUACAGGUGAUUAUGUACUACGUAUAAUCUCUUGAGCAUUUCAUAAGCUCACUUGCAGACAAAACAAAUGCAUUCAAAACAGAUAAUGGCCAUCACUCCAUAAAUCUAACUGACGAUGAUUGUUCACCCUCAAAGCCUGUUAAAAGGUAAUUAAGACAGGACGUUUGUUAGAGGGGUGCAUAUAAUGCUGUUUCCUCAAAAAGAGAAAUACUUCUGCUUAAGGACCCAAAUGAAUUGCGAUGCGACAACAAACAUUGCACGCCGAGGAUGGAUGAAUUUGUCUGUUAUUAAUGUUUCUACUGAGAGCUUUUUAUAGCAUCCAGAUGAACGUAGAUAGAACCCUAUGGGAAGAAUUAUCAAGAAGAUACUGAUCUAACUGAUGCAUUAAAUACAUAUUUGGUUCAAUACAGAGGAGAAGCUGGUCUCCUGGUCUCACAAAUUAGCAUGUCGAGAAAUGUAGCAUCCACAAAAUGGCAUCAUUUAGGAAUAAAUGCAAUUUUUUUUUGCAACAGAAGCCAGGAUUUAUUUAAAGGUGUAUUGAUAACGUUUCAUUUCAUGCUAUUUUCGGGUUGGGGAGUUAGGCUAGAGUUUCUUUAAAAUGCUUAAAUGUUAUCAGUAUUCAUUUGCAUAAUGAAAUGUAAACAAGCAGUGUGCCAUCAAAAUAAGGUGGAAAAAAUCAGAAUUUAAACCGAUCGCUGUAAUUUUCUUCUUUUGUAUAACUGAGUGAUAGAAUUUUCUUAUUUUCAAAACACAAUCUUACUGCCAUCAUUAUAUUGAAUUAAAUUUUUAGUUGAAGUGCGUGUAUUUUAUUUCUCAACGAGGAAGUAACGGUGAAGAAAGCUAAAAUUACUGAAGAAGGCAAUUUUUCAAAGCCUUCAUUAAAGCACCAUUCGUUCGCGGAAGUAUUCUUAGUUUCAUUAAUCAUUAACUUAACGUGGGGAGAAAGGCAAAGUUUCGAGAUAAACAAGCCAGCGAAAGGGUGAAAAUUCAGUUCCACGGCAAAAUGGCCUCUUAAUUAACAACUAUAUUCCUGAAACGAUUAAGUUCGAUUUUAGAGUUAUACUGUUGAGAAGAAUUAAAUAUCUAUAGGAUAAAUUUUUUCACGAAAAAAAAAAUAUGUGCGAAACGUAAGGUCGUAACAACAUUCCGCUGCCAUCUUGUCUUCGAUGUACUCUUUUACCAAAGGAAAGACUGUCCUCUCGAGGGCGACAGCGAGGCUACAAUAAACGCACUUUCAUCGUAGAAAUGCCUCGAUACCUUAAAGAACACGUUUGUGGAACGUAGCACCCAAUGUACGUCAUUCAGCUCCAGAAAACAGCCUGCAAAUGCUGGUAGUGAACUUGAAAAAUUCACAGAAAAUGCCUCUGAGGCACUUCAACAGAUCAUAUUGACGCAUGCGCAGACAAAAUGCCCUCCUGUUCGUCCCUUAUAUUUGGCUUAGUAUACGUUUCUUCGAGUUCCUUGCAAGUGUUGUAUCAGGGGGGGGAAAGACAAGGUCUGGGACCGAGAAACGAUGUUCUCACAACUUGCAAAGUGGUCACCCAGCAUGGUGGUCAGCGGAUAAUUACAGUAUUUUCCCCACAGUAAAUAUUUUAGAAGCAAGAAUUGAAGCGAACCGGCAGAGGAAAUCGGAAAUGGUUAUAAAAUUGAGAAAAAAUUAUAUCAUGCAACUUUAUUUUUCUUGCAUAUCGUAUUUGUCUUUCGGUACUGAAAUGCGGGGGAAACUAAAACGCAACCGUGCUAGAUCUUAACCAACAACAACGCGCUCGAUGGAUUUAUUUAUAGGUUACAUCGUUUUUGCCUGGCAAGGAUAACUUGAUGCUGAUAAAAAUUACUGGAGCAAGUGUCAAAUUUAUCGGAAGCAAGUAUAUUCAAGAAAGCUUUAUAAAUAUGAGCUUACAUAUCAUGACUGAAUAAAAAUUAACACUUCAUAACAUUUCACUCCGUUUAUUUCGGUCAGUCAACACCUUGCAUUGAAUUUAAAGUUAAAAUUCAAAACGAUCCUAAAACAAAUCACAACUACUACUGAAAGCUCCGUACCUUGAAGCAACUGCUCGAUAGCUCAACUCUUCGGCGGCCUUUUCUUAGCAGCUAUACGCAGCUAGCUAUUUGUUGCAUAUUCCAAACUCUGCAAAAGGAAAUUGUUUAACAGAAAAAGAAAACCACACAUUAUGUCUGAAAAGCGACAUAAAAUCAAUAAAUUUGCGAAUUACCAAAAUAUGAUAGUGAAAAACAGUCCCGCCUUGGUCUGCCAUGUUUUUGUUUUUUCUCAAGACCAUUGAUCUAUGGUUUUUCACGUAGUGCGCGUGAUCAGUACACAAAUCCGCUAGCGAGAGCCUUGCUGAUGGCUUUGCAAGUUGUGAGAACAUCGUUUGGAUUUCAUUUAAGAGAAUGUAAAAACAACCCAUGUAAGGAGUAAAAGUAAGCCCAUUUCGGAGUGAUUUUAACUCCAGCCUGGGAGUAAAAAGAACUCUUUUUCAGGAGUGAAAACGAGUUAAAUUAGGAGUUAAAAUAACCCCCCGCUUUGCUUCACUUGCUCGAUUUUGGCGAACUCUAGCAAGACUUUGCAUCAAUCGAGUAACAAAGAUAGCAACAUGUGCUGCUUGUUGCUUGGAUACAGUUUCGAACCCAGGCUUCAUAGCCGUGCCCUUUAGACAGCAGGCUCAUCGGUUUUGACCAUCGGUUUAUCAAUCUGAAACGGACACUCGAAGUCUGAAUACCAGUUUGAAAAGAGAAAACAAAAUCAUUCUUAGCAAAGCUGUUUCUUUCAAAAAUAAUUUUUUGGUGAAUUAAUAGUUUUCCGGCACCUCAGUAUUUGACCGUAAUCUUAAGCGACUUGAUUAAACUUUCUCUCAGUUUCAAGACAAAAACAUAACUGUGAGGUAAAAAAACAUAGUCACGUAGACAAUGACGCGUGCUGCUUUGAGCGCACGCUAUGAUAAUGAAAAUUUAAAGUAUCUUUCUUUAUCAAUCUGAAAUGGAUGCUCGCAUUCCGAAUACCAGAUUGACGAGAGAAAACACGAUCGACAAGUUCAGAGGUUCGAGGUUCGGUGACUUCAAAGGCCCGGCGCCAAUUUCCUCCGCACUUAAGAUGACAAAUUAGGCUGUUCGUGCAAUAGUCUUUAUAGUCAACUUUGUUAACGGCGUUAGAUUCAGUUGUGAAGCAUUUAGAAAGUUAUUUUUAAGACGGAUUUUUCUCAUCUUUUAAGUUUAGUUUUGUUUCAUCAUGUGGGUCAAGGUUAGUCUUGAUUGUUGUCCGCGUAGGUGUUUUCCUGUUUUGAUCCUUUGCUUCUUCUUGUACUUAUGAAAUUAUGCUUAGCUCGUGAAUUUACUUAUUGCCAUUUUAGGAUAUUCAUAUACGCUUGUCGUCGUCAGAUGGUAGUUUUUCGUAGGUGGUCGUGUUUGUGAUGUUAGAGCUGACUUUGGUUUACUAGUCUCGUUGAAGUUCCUGUGUUUGGGUUUGUUAACCAGAGUUUUAGUUUUUCAGUGGUUUGUACAGGUUUGUACCCUUUUGUCGAUUCCAACCAUGAAGGUUCUGUCAUACCAAAACAUUACCCACACCGAGUUCACCGUAAUUUUAUUCCCACGGUCAGUUAACCCGAACAUGUCCAGCUUUGGCUAUAAAAACCGCUACUGUGCUUGAACUAAGGAGUAGAAGUUGGUAGAAGAAAGUUUGUGAAAAAGUGGAAGAGUUAGAAGAGUAAGAAGAUCAAGAUUGUUAGCAGAAGUCGAAGAAGAAUAAAGGCAAGAUGUAAAUCAGAUUCCUGGUACCUCAUCGUGUAGCGAGCGAGCGAGUUGCUCGAACACACCCCCACAAUUUCUUGAAUUUACUGAUAGAACCGAGCUGAAACUAAAACUCAGCUCAGUCCUGCAGGUGUGACUGAAAUGAUAAAAAUCGUCUAAAGUGUUACAUGACUUGUUAUUUAGAAAGGAAGGUAGCUAUCAAAUUUAUCACCUUUUUCUCCCCGGUUACACGAACGUAAGGCUAAUUUUCCUUAAAAUUCUGUAGAAAUCGUGAUAAAGGAAUAAAUGCAAAGAUGGUUGGUUGGUCAGGAAGCUCAGUCAACCGCAAAUGGAAAGACUAGUUGCUCGAAGCUGGAACGAUGUUAAAAACGUUGCAUGCUGAAUGCAAUUUAGCGAUACGAAAUCAAAAUGCAAAAGACGACAUUUAACUAAGCGAUAUUGUUAAUUGAUUGGUAAGCCAUAGUGAGAAUCCAGUCGUCUUGCGCCAUGUACAUUAAAAGGAUGAUAAAACAACAAGGUUUUAAAAAUAACUAAGAAAGGUUAGACAAAAAUUUCUGUGAAGAGGGUGUUUUUUUUUUUUUUUUGCACAGUUGAUUACAACUGCCUUGAAAACUUAUCGACGUUGUGGUUUUAAAGCCAGAGCGCCAAUUAAAGGCUUCCACCAACAUAAUUGACUUUUGCACGAAAUAGGUCUUGAAUAAAUGUAAAUUGACUUAGAAUAACGAGUAAAAACGAGACUGCGAUAAUCAAGCUCAAGGUUUACAACGGUCCGGGGCUGAGACGAAAUUUCUCCUUGUAAAAUUUCUUUUUCACAUCGUGAUCACUAUAUUCUUUUUCCUUGAAUUAAUCAAAUAAUAACCUUUGCGUGCUCUGUUUAGUAGCUGGAACCUUUUUUUUAAGACUAUUUAAUCAUUUGCAUGAAAUAUGUUAUAAACUCUUUAUUAUUAAACACACAAAGAGUUUGGCCAUUAGUGUCAGGUGAGUAGCCUGCGUAGCAAGCGUUUCCGUUUUGUUUCGGAGCAAAGAGAGACUAAGAAACGAGAUUUUCGCGCGGUCUUUGACUGUCGUUCCUCGUUCUUAAUUUUCUCCGCAACAAAACGGAAACGCUUGCUACGCAGGCUAUCAGGUGAGCAUAAUCUGCGACGUCGACUACACCUUUGGCUGAAAAGUGAAAGAACUAAGAAUGGAAUGCAUGAUUCGCAUACAGGUAACGUACAAAGCAGACAAAGUAUUUUCAUUUUUCAUGAUAUCGAAAGCCAUUUCUUCUUCAGUUUUUCAAGCGAAACAGACUACUAGGCAGAUAACAUGCUGCAGGCUCAUAUAUGUCUUGUUUAAUUGAUAUGUAAUUUUAUUUUCUCGCUUCUGAUUGGUUAACGACAACAGCAGAAACUUACUCUAGCAAACAGCUUAGUAGCUCGCUGUAUAUGAUAAGAGACGGUCUUUUGUGUUGCUGAAGUACCUAUAAAUAUCGCAUGAUUUUCAUGAACGACGAAUAUACUGUCAUUUCAUUGAUCAAGAUUUGUCAGAGGUAGGAGGUGAGAGGUAGUCAAAGCUUGUUUCAGUAACUAUAAAACUCACUUGCAUCGAGAUGUUAAGAAAAGCCGAAUACAAAACCUUGUUCGCUGGACGUAACUUGGAAUAACCGUCGCAAUUCGUAGUGUGGUAAUUAAUUUGCACUUUUGUCGUAAUUUCUGCUGCAAUUUAAAAUGAAUUGAAGAUGCAUUUUCUAAUCAGCUAAGGUCGGGGUUCCAUUUGUUAGAAGUAACCGACUAGACUGGUUUUAUUAGUUGUAAGAAGAAUUCCACUCAAAUUAGGACUAUCCAGCCAGACCAAAAGAGAAGAGAUUAAUUCAUUAAUGUUAAGUUCGGCAGUGGUGGAAUUAAGAAAAAAUCUCGAAAAAAAACCUGUUACAGAACUUUAUUUGCAAAGGGACUGAUCUGGUCUAUGAGUAACUGUUCUGACCUUUAAAAGAAAGGCCCUGAGUUUAAAAACAGAACCAACUCUUGCUUACGUGACUGACAGGUCACGUCGGGCGCUUUCCAUUCACUCCCUUUGAAAGUUCCGUAAAUUUCGGUUAGAAAUCAAAAGGAACGGACCAUUUCGGUUCCAUCCGACCCAAAAAUUUGGCUCUAGUUUGAAGGUGGUCCACUUUGACCGGUCCGCUCAUUUCGGUCGGUCGGACCGAAAUGUGCCAUUUUAAUUGACAGUAUUGUUGUCCCCAGUACCACUCUUUUGUACGAUCAAUUACCAAACGCGUGGUGGCUUGGCUUGGGUCGGUAUAACCGGAAUGUAGAGUUCCAUUAGACACGUGGAGCUUCCAACAUUUCAAACCGGAAUUUAAGUUGAAUAGAAAGCGCCCAUCCUUUUCAUUACAACGGUUAAGUUUGCUCCUUUGACACGCGACAAUCCUCAUUUUACUACCAACUGUGUUGCGACAGCUCGGUUAAUUACCUACUGGGAAAAACAUCGAAUAAGAAAUUACUAAAUUUAUGACAAAGUAGGAGAAUAAAAAGAAAUUUAAACUAGUAACGUACAUCUUGAAUAACUGAGAACCCCCUGAUGUUUUUGCGAAGAGGAUAUUUUUCUUUCCAUUUGUAGUGAAUAAGAACUUCCCUUAACUGUUUUUGCGGAUGGAGACCUGGUUUUGGAUUCUUGGAUGGGUUCUUUCGUUUCUUGCCAUCGCUGGAAAUGGAAUAACAAUCUACCUCGUCUGCAGCAGAGGAAGUCUCCGCACCAAAACCAACGCGUUUAUUGUUUCACUUGCAGUAGCAGAUUUGUGUGUUGGUUUGGGCGUUAUUCCUUCUCUGUUAGCUUGCGACGUUACAAACACCUGCUACUGGCCUAAGGUUUUUCCUUCAUGGAUCGAUGUCAUAAGGUGGCUGUUUAGCUACUUGUCUGUUUUAAACCUGUGUUCUCUGGUGCUCGACCGUUACAUCGCCAUCAUAAAGCCUUUUAAAUACAUAACUUUUAUGACUCGAUCUCGUGUUAUUCAGGUGAUAACUUCUUGUUGGAUAGCGUCAUUUACGCUGGUUGCGCUCAAGACCGCACUUCGACUUUGCUGUGAGACCCCUCUAACCAGUAUCGUUGCAGUUGCGGUUUUAAUGAUUUCCAUGGAAAUCAUUCCUUGUAUUCUGCAGAUACUCUGUUUUGUGUCAAUGUUACUUCAUGUAUGGAAACAUGAUCGUUCAGCACGCACCCUAGCAAAACAGUUACGUUUUAACCACCGGAUAUCUUUUAAAACCCAUCACGAGAAGUCUGCAGUAAUAAUGAUGGGUAUUGUGAUAGGAGUGUUUGUUGUGUGCUACGGAAUAUAUUUACGUUGUAGUCUAGUAGUACUAUCAGACACAAAUGCAUCAUGUAAAGAUGAACAAUACAAAAUACCUGUCUUGGUUUUAAACUCGGCCAUUAACCCACUGUCUUAUGCUUUUUUCAAAAGAGACAUAAAGAAAGAGUUUAAACGACUUACCGGUAAGGUGGUUUUUAAGAAAAGUAACCAAGUAGAGCCUUCCACUUAUACGUUAGAUCAUUUUUGA